Messenger RNA from Emiliania huxleyi CCMP1516, 504 nucleotides. RefSeq lists its product as hypothetical. The annotation marks the transcript as partial. NCBI's taxonomy places the organism in Eukaryota, Haptophyta, Isochrysidales, Noelaerhabdaceae. Gene Ontology annotation, molecular function: hydroxyacylglutathione hydrolase activity. The transcript has a single exon. The record is from RefSeq and is a predicted model, not a curated record.
GACGCAGCGGACCGCCCGGUCGCUCUCGUCGACCCGUCGGACCCGACGGCCGUCCUAGCGGCUCUGUCGGACCUGUCGCGCGACCACUACGGCGGGGCGGCGCUGAGGCCAGUCGCAAUCCUGACGACGCACAAACACUGGGACCACGCCGCGGGCAACGUGCCGCUGCGCGAAAAGUUUGGCCGCUCGCUUCGCGUGUACGGUGGCGAGGUGGACGCGGUCUCGGGCUGCACGCACCCCCUCCGCGAUGGCGACGAGGUGCGCGUCGGCUCGCUGCGCGUGGUUGCGCUCUCCGCCCCCGGCCACACCGCCGGCUCGACCGCCUUCCUCGUGCGCGGCUCGCCCUCGGCGCUCUUCGGGGGCGACGUCCUCUUUUGUGGCGGCUGCGGCGCUCCCUUCGAAGGCUGCGCCGACGACAUGGUCUCGACCUUCGCGAAGCUGUGGCGCUCGUGCCCCCCGGAGACGCUCCUCUUCCCGGGGCACGAGUACACCCUGUCGAUCCUG